Drosophila ananassae is the source of this 489-nucleotide messenger RNA. RefSeq lists its product as uncharacterized. NCBI's taxonomy places the organism in Eukaryota, Metazoa, Arthropoda, Insecta, Diptera, Drosophilidae. The record is from RefSeq and is a predicted model, not a curated record. The transcript has 3 exons. Bases 1 to 489 code for a protein of 162 amino acids.
AUGUGUAUGAUUCAUUCGAAGUGGGAGUUUACAAACUUUGUUUGCGAAUCGCUGGACAAAGACUUUGGCGAAUUCGAAUAUUGUUUCAUAAAGUCGGUUAAUCGCAGUUAUAAGUAUAUAUCUGGAAAGUACAAGCUAUAUCGACGACCUUUAACAAAACUCACCGUCAACACGGCUCUCCUGAAACGAUUUAAUGGUUAUAAGCCAUUCCUCUACAAUAUAUCCGUUGAUAUCUGUAAAUUUUACAAGAAUCCAAAAUCGAAUAUGGUAAUGAAAUUCUUUUUUGAGUCGUAUACGGCUUUUGCCAAACACAACCGCACAUGCCCCAUCAAUAAUGAUAUUGUUCUCGAUAAGUUACCAGCUAGUGUUAUGAAUCACCGAUUUACAGAUAUUCUUCCGUUCCCUGAGGGAGAUUACUUAAUCGAAACAAGAUGGGUGCUCGAUGGCACUUCAAGAGCUAUUGUAAAGUCUUAUGGAACUUUGUCUUAA